UGUGUCUCUAGCUACGCUACUCACCGGCAUCAUGGCCACCGUUUCUUCCAUAGACGGCACCGGAACGCAGAAUGCCCCCAAACAUCUCCACUUCUACAUGCACGACGGCUACACUGGCCCCAAACCCACCGCCGUCCUAAUCGUCAACGGGACCGGCCAGCCGCUGAAGGGCUCCGGCGGAGGCGCCCGCUUCGGCGACACGGUGGUCAUGGACGACCGCCUCACCGAGGGCCCUACACCGGCGUCGAGAGUCAUCGGGCACGCCCAGGGAUUCUACGUGACGGCGUCCCAGGGCGACCCCGCGAUGCUCCUCUCCAUGAACGUGCUGUUCACCGACGACGGGCCUUACAACGGGAGCUCGCUCGCCGUGAUGGGCCGCAACGACAUCGCCAUGCCGGAGAGGGAGCUGGCGGUGGUCGGCGGGACCGGGGCUUUCAGGAUGGCCACCGGCUACGUGCUCUGGAAAACCGCGAGCUGGCGCGGGAGGAAUGCCGUCCUCGAGCUGGAUGCCUAUGUCUACGCUAGUCCCGCCGCCGCCGGUGCAUGA
Messenger RNA from Lolium perenne, 547 nucleotides. RefSeq names its product dirigent protein 1-like. NCBI's taxonomy places the organism in Eukaryota, Viridiplantae, Streptophyta, Magnoliopsida, Poales, Poaceae. The record is from RefSeq and is a predicted model, not a curated record.